CACAAGUAAGCAUUAUACUUGAGUCUUUAACUCCUGCCUUUUCUGCAUUCACAACAAAUUAUGUCAUGAACAAAUUGGAUUUUAACAUGACACAAUUGCUGAAUGAAUUACAAACUUUUGAGUCUUUGAAUAAGACCAUCUCAAGUCAGGCUGAAGCAAAACCAUCUUCUUCAAAGAAGAAAAGAAAAGGAAAUAACAAUGACAGCAAACCUAAAAAGGACAAUCCGAAAAAGGCAAAGAAGUCAUCCAAGGCGCCCGAGAACAAAAAGAACAAUGACCCCAAACAAAAGGCACCCAAAGGAAAGUAUUUCCAAUGUAAUGUCGAUGGUCAUUGGAAGAGAAACUGUCCAAAGUAUCUCGCCGAGCUAAAAGAGAAAAAGAAAGAUGCUUGAGUCCGCAAAGUAGUUGGAGCAAGGAGAGAUGACUAUGAGAGUGGGAAGUGGAGCGCUUGUUUCAGCCAAAGCAUGUGGAACAGUCCGU
Molecule: messenger RNA, 480 nt
Organism: Humulus lupulus (European hop)
Lineage: Eukaryota; Viridiplantae; Streptophyta; Magnoliopsida; Rosales; Cannabaceae
Exons: 2
Coding region: 66-392 (108 amino acids)
Molecular function (GO): nucleic acid binding; zinc ion binding
Source: RefSeq, a predicted model, not a curated record